This is a messenger RNA of Penicillium longicatenatum, 3807 nucleotides long. RefSeq lists its product as uncharacterized. Lineage: Eukaryota; Fungi; Ascomycota; Eurotiomycetes; Eurotiales; Aspergillaceae. The transcript is spliced from 3 exons. The record is from RefSeq and is a predicted model, not a curated record. Bases 1 to 3807 code for a protein of 1268 amino acids.
AUGGCCGCCGCUGGCGCGAGGGCUCAAAAGCCCGUCGGCUCUGCCGCAUGGAUUGCUGCAGAGAAAGAAAACAUGGCGGAACUAGUCGAGCAAGAGAUGGAGGAGGUUGAAUACCCCGUUCGGCACGAAAUGGACUGGCUGAAUGAGCAUAUGGCCGAGAUCUUCUCCAAAGGUCAAACCAAUUUUACGGAUAUUUUCAAAACACCAGGCAAGAUGAGAGGGAAGACACCUCGCACGGCACGCAAGCGGAAUGUAGAAGAAAGUCGAGUGGUAAUGCUAUCCCGAUGGGUCCCCAGUGCCGUUGCCGAGCUAAUCCAUUGUCGACAGCCACUAAGCGAGAUAUUCACCUCUACUCACAAGCAAAGUGAAAACAGGGCAAGCCCUAGUCCUUUCAUUCAUCGCGUCAUCUCAAGAUCUACAGCGGCGACAACGUCUGCAUCUCCUCGCCCCAAGGAUACAGAGAAGGAGGUGCAGCCCCAUCAUCAAGCCCUCCGCUCAAACUUGAACUCCUUUCAAACCUAUAACACCGACUCGGGCUACCAUGGAAUGGAAGAUUAUGAUGACGUGGUUUUGCCUGAUACACAGCCAAAUACUCAGGAUUCCACACAGCCGAUGGAGGUGGAAGAGCCGACAGUGCUGAGCCCUCAGGUCGAUAUCCCGAUGAGCCAUCAAGUGACUGAAGAUUCCUUUCACUCUGCGCAGGAGAAUGUUCGUUCACGGGGGGAGACUGUGGAGCCUACGAAUGUGGACCCAGCUCCCACGCAGGAACGGACUACAACGCCUCCAAAGACGAUCUUCAAGGAGCCAGAACAAGAGUUGGAAAUGAGCUCAACCCCGACACCCAAGACACAGCCUAAGGCCAAGGAGAGCCUCGGUAAGCAGGGGCAGCAAGAGAAGUCAGCAGAUCCGCAAGAAUCCCACCCCCAGGCCGAGGCCCCAAAGGAGCCACAGGAUGAACCCCUAGACGAGCCGGUACCGCAGGCUCGGUCCUCUCCAGCCAAGACAGUCGCUGCUCCGGUGUCAACAGGGCAGCGCAGCCAGGAACAGGAGGACACAGACCUGGACAUGGAAGAUGAUGCGAAGGAAGACACAGUUCUUGACAGUUUCGAUGACAUUGGGUCUCCGUCCGACAAUUCCACCCCCGAACGCCCAUUUGUCCGAAAGAGCAGUCUCAGUUUUGCCUCGCUUCCAGCCCGGGAACCUCUAACCAAGAGCAUUGGAGCCUCGCGACUUUCCCGUACCAGCCAUAUUGAUCUCCCUAAGUUAACUAAUGCCGGUAGACCCAGUUACCUGGGCAGGCAAACCGGGAGCCACAAAACCACUCAGGUCUCAUUGGAUGACAAUAUUCGUAGCUCUGGCUCCAUGGAUCUUGAUGACGAGAAGAAUGAUGGUGACAGCAUGGAAGCGGAAAAGGCUAGCAAAAUUCACAGCACAAAAUCAACACAGAGUCUCCAUGAAAGAAUCAGCAUGCUCGGAAAGGCUCCGCCAUCACGACCAAAGAAGUCAAUCGCGGCACCGGCUGUGGGGGCUGCAUCUGCUGGUCAGGUCGCUUAUCCAGAACUACCUGCCACAAAAAUUGAGUCUAGGUCCGAGGCUACUGAUCCUAAGGCUCGUGACAUUCCGACUUCGGAUUCCGCAGCAGCUGAUGAGGAUGACUGGAUUCCUCAACGACCAACUCUCGAAAAGAGCAAGACCGCGGACGUUAUGGAGAAUGUUCAAACCGAUAAAAACCAAUCUGCCGGCAAGAAGGACGCAAUUUCCAACAAAGAGAAGCAUUCUGCUGAGCCGGAACGCCCCAAGUCAUCAUACUCGAUCUUUUCUUCACCUCGCCCUCAAGGUCAUCAACAAAGCGCUUCUACGUCGUAUAUGACCCCAGUGGCUUCCACUACUCCCACUGGGUCACCUCGACGGUACGAUGGCCCCAUCAGUGCUUCAAAAAUCCGAUUGCAAUCAAUCAUGAAGAGCGCCAAGGGAUUAUUUACAAGCACCGGCAGUUCGGUCAGAAUUGAACCAUCCUCACCCGAGCAGCCUCGUGCUCAUCCUAAACAGCGAGCGAGUGCGGAAAGGGUUGACGAGGAAGCUGAGCAACAACCACAGCCUCGUCAUUUGGCCAAUUCUCCACGACAGGAGGGUCGUCGAACUCGCAGUUCCACCGAAAAGGAGCAGAAGCAGCGGCAGAAGGAAUUAGAGGAUCGACAAGUUGAAGAAUCUCGCCAAGAGAAAGCCCGGGAACAAGAAAGACAGCGCGCUAUUCAACUGAAAGCCGCUCAAGAUAAAUCAUCUGUCGAACCGGAAGAGCGGACGAACACACAAUCCCACAAGCCCUCGCAGUCAUUACGAACACAGAGCCGCGAGCCUGAAUCGGCUCCGGAAAGCUCAAGGAUUGCCAUGUCUCAAGCCAAACAGAACGAUCGACGCCCUAAACCAACUCGUGAACCCAUGCAAAAGCCCAAGCCGCAACCAGUGUCUGUUCGCGUUGGUAGCACCUUGUCCCGCGCAAUUCCAAUGCCCACGGCUUCUUCCAAUGUUCAAGAAGCGAAUGCCCCGGCACCUGCAUCGAAGCCGACGACUUUGAAAAAGAAGGCCAGUAACAAUUCUCUGCACACCGCUUCUUCCACGAGCAGUUUUAAGAGCUCUGUUUCCAGCCAGACGCAGGCUCAGCGAAAGGCCCAGCUUGCUAGCGAAAGGAAACGGGAGCAAGAGGAAAGAAAGCGAGAACAGGAGGAAAGGAAACGGGAGCAGGAAGAACGUGAGGCUCGUCGGAAAGAGGAACAAAGGCGGGAACAGGAACGCAAGCGGGCUUUGCAGCUCAAGCAGCAGGAAGAAGCUCGCCGACAGGCUGAAAGUCGUGCUGAGGCUGAUCGAGAGCGCCGAGAGCAGUCUGCUCAGGAGGAUUCCCAAAGAGCAGCGAACAAGCAGGCGAUUGAGAAAUGGCGGAUGGAAAAUAUGCGGAGACAAGAGCCCGGUGUUCCCAGGCCUGCUUCGCGUUUGGGCUCUCUUCAGCCCUACGGACGAUCGAUCAAUACCCCUGCUUCUAACCCUGCUAAGCCGCCCAAGAGAGUGAUGGACGAGGAGGCAGGUCACCGGGCAGCCGUUAGCAAGCCCAGCAACGUACAGCCUUCUGGCGAGGCUAAGCGGGUCAAGACAGAUGACGAGCAAGGACAGCCCGUACGGACAAUAGGGCGCCCAGUCCGCCCGCCUAGCACCAUUCGCAAGGAAUAUGAACAGCCUUCAAUCUCAAUGUUUGGCCAGUCUGGCAUGGGGCAUCAGGGAGGAUCAUCAGUCUUGAAAAUUGGUCAGCCUCAAAGACCCGGACCGGGGCACCCGCUGGACAUGUCUUCGUUGGCAAAUGGCAAGAUUCCCUUCGCCGAGCCUAACCGGGCACCUCCACCAUCGGCACACAAGCCUGCUCCUAGCUCUGUCCAUCGAAACCCUGCUCAGCCCAAGCCCUCCCCCAAGUACCCCAGCGGUGACAGUAUACACCUUCCCGAAAUUGCCACUGACAGUGAGGACGAGGAUGACUCAGACUCGGAGAUGUUCCCUGUGCCCAAGUGGGCACAGGCUAAGGAACUGAAUGAUCUCCUUGUUGAGCAGGAUGGAAUGGAAGUCGACUCGAUCUUCGGACCCAUUGCACCCUUCUCUCUGGAAGAAACUUUCAAGGCCGACAAGAAGAUUAAGAAAUACCGCGACAGAACCAGCAGUGCAAACUGGUCUGGACCAGACGGUCUCACGCAGGAGGAGAUUCGCAAAGAUGUGGCUGAUCGACAAAAGCUACGUCGUAAUGGUGGAUGGUCCUUUAACGCUUAG